CAUUAUUUUUCGUAAAGAGAUGCCGGAGAUGCCAUAUCGUCCAGCGUAAAAAAGAUAAAUAUAAACAAAGCAACCAUAAGGAUAGGAAGGAUUAUUUCAUUGGCUGUAAAAAAGUCUCAGGAAAAAUCAAAUCUCAACAGAAUUCCUGCGAAGGAAAUGAAUUCGAAAGAGCUCUAUGCCAUACGGGAAUGGGCACCGUUGACGGAUGUGUUCGAUCGCAUACCGACUCGCAUCAGUCGUGGUCUGUUUCCGGCGAAUUUAAAUAUCACCUGCAUCGAUGCUAUUGAGGAGUUUAUAGCAUUGGGAAGCGAUGCCGGCAUAGUAUUUUGGUAUAAUCGCUAUUCGGGACAGAUACAAAAACUAAAAUCGGAGAAUACCUCACGCAUAACAUGCGUGAAAAUUGUCAAUUCAGUGGAGUAUAUGGUUGCUGCAGGAAAUAGCACCGGACAGGUGAGUGUAUUUCAGAUACAGAAGGAGCUACCGGCCGAUUUGAAUUUGGUGGCACCGUGCACCAAAGCCAAGCCAAUUGAACGAUAUACCAUAAGGGAUCUGCACCAAAGUCCCAUAAGCUGUUGUGAGUGGUCCAAGAAUGGCAUGAAGUUAUAUUCGGGAGAUCGUAAUGGUGUGGUGGUGUUGACUGAAUUGGAUUACCAAUCGCAUAUUAGCAAAUCUGUGGAGAUCUUAAGCGAAGCCUAUGAAAUUGUGCAACUAAGUGUUCAUCAAGGUUACCUCUUGGUAUCCACACUAUACCGGUCCAUUAUUUGUUCCAAGGACGAUGCGGGCAAUUGGAUUGUAAAACAGAUUGGUAAAAAAGAUCGCAAACAACUGGUCGAUUGUGGUGGCACAUUCUUCAAAAAGUCGUCGAGUAAGAAACCCAGACUGAUAUGUGGUCGUCCCAAUUUACGUUUUUGGUUGGCCGACGUAGAGGGCAAUGUGGAGAAGACAUUACUGUUUCGCGAAGCUGUUGCAUUGAGCCCCACCUGGGAGAUACCAAUACUAAACCCUAAAUGUUCAAUGAUGAUGAACAAAUCCAUAAUAAGCUCUCACCCAGCGGAUGCAGAUGCCACUGCCAUAGGUGAUUCAAAGAAUUUCGGUAAUAUCUAUUGUUAUGCCGGCCAGGAUUCGUUGAUUGUCACACAUGAUGAGCGUACAUUGUAUAUUUUAAAUUUGGAUCGACUAAAAGUGGAAGCAGUGGCCAGAGGAUUUCGCAAAAUCAUUGAUUUUUGCGUGUGCAAUAAGGAAAUAUUUGUUUUGGAGGGAGAGAGGUCCCUUUUGCGUUUGGCGCCAAUGCCUGAAAAGCCAAAUAAAAUAGCCAAAAUUAUCUACAAUCCUAUUUUGCCACCGCCUGUACCCAUAAUGGGCUCCUCAAUAUGUGGCACAUUUGAGGCACCCGUGGAAUAUGAACCCGAAGAUCAGCCAAUUAUCAAUGCGGAAGAAUGUUUCGAAUUGCCACCCAUCGAAACUUUAAAUCUAAACAUACCCAUAGAACUAGCUGUAGAAUCCUCCAAGGCUGAACAAAAUCGUCGCCUGGAAGUUUUUAAGGAAAUUUCCGAAAUGGAUUUCGACGAAGAUAUACUGCAUCAUAGUGGCAUUUCAGUCAAGAGUAGUGCAAACCAUAAAAAGCGUCGCAAGAGCCGUGAGGGGGAGAGGAAAAAAGUAACAGAUGGCAUUGUAGAAAUUGGUCAUAUUGUGGAGGCCGAACAUGGUAAAGCUAUGGAAUACACAGCCGAGGCCACACAAAUGGAAGCCAGCUAUUGUAAUGGCAACAAUGGUAAUGGUGAAAGUGAACCUAUGAGCUUGCAUUUGAAGGAAGCAUUUAGUCAACAUUUUCCAAACGUUCUCAGUCCAACAACCUUGAAAGAAACCAUUGCCGAAAAAGCAAAAACCUUGGCUGAAGAAUUGAAUUUACCUGAAGUUAAACUUGAACCCAUUACCGAUGAAGAGUUACGUAUAUCCAAGUAUCUGGCACAACCACCGGCACCCCAGCCACCACUUUCUUCGCCCUUGGAAACGGUCUAUCCCACAGAAGGCCUAUUCAAAGAUUCGAGUAUGCAAACUACUCCCCACAAAAAGAUCUAUUACAUUGAAGAACAAUCUAUGGCAGAUUUUAAUGAUGGCCAACCAAUAGAAGAUGUCUGUCACACCUUGAGGGCCACCAAUUUAAUAGAGGGUAAUGAUAACGAUGAGAGAGAUCAUGACUCCAACCCAAGUAACUCGAAACCAUUGGCAUUUGUCAGUGCACACUUAGCUGAAACCGAAGAAAUAGAUAGUUUUCUUUUGGAUUUCAAUAAGGUCAAGGAUCCAUUGGCACCAACGAUUGGUGGUCAUUCUGCUGGCACAAAAUCGGAAAACGAAUCAUCGAAUGGUUCCUCAAGUGAAUGGGAAUUUCUGGAUAACUAAAAAAAAAACAAAUCCGGAAUUUCCAUCUGAUAUUACACAAUGUUUUUGUUUUUCGUGAUAAUCUCACUAUCAUAAGAGUAUUAUAAUUUAAGAAUUUAUGUUUUUAUUGACAUAAGUCGGCGAUUUGUAUACCCAUGGCAAGACCCUGUGAAGAGUUUGUGAUACAGAAUGCUGUUAUGCUCUGGAAACCGUAAGUCAACCCGUACUCCAUUAUAUUCCCAGUGAAAUUGGAGAGCAAAAGAUGGAAAGAAUUGGUGAAAAUUGUUUGAGGAUAUGUAUAUUGGUAGAUGUCAUUCAAGAACUAGCCUAGAACAAAAGCAAUAGAAAUCCAAAAUGAAACGAGGCAGACAAAAAACAGGUAAAGUCUGUGAAGGGUAUAGAUAAUCUUUCCUACCAAUCGCACGUCUCUUUGAAUUUGUUCUAUUUAUUGCAGAGUUUUUAAUAGAUUCCUAUUUGUAGGAGAUCCUUUGAAGAACUUUGGCAAACAUUACUUUAUUAUGUAGUUACAGGAUGUUAAAAAGGUCUUUAAUUUGCAGUAGAGAUUCAAAGAGUCUUCUAUUUAUGGAAACCCUUCACAAAAAUUUCCAGCUAUAUACGACUUUUAGAGCCAAAUAAGGAAAACUUCAGUACAGGGUUAGAUGAGAAAACUGCAACAAAAUCAAACGCCAUUUUUUUUAAUUUUUUUGAAUGAAAGCAAAUAAUGUCGGAAAUCGCAUCAAAUUUUAGAAUAAGUUUAGAUUUCGUAACUUUUGGCACGAAUUAUGGCCUUCAAACGGCCAAUGAAACCGUCACACGCUGCCCGAAUUUUGCUCUGCGGUAUUUUGGCCCAUUCCCGGCGAAGCGCUUGCUUGAUGUGAUCGACACUUUGGUAAUUUUUAGUGCCAACCAUGCUUUCCAAAAUACUCCAGACACAAUAGUCCAACGGAUUGGUAUCCGCAGACUUUGGUGGACAUUGUGCGCUGGAAAUGAAGCGAGUAACCUCCUUUUGUAACCAUUCUUGGGUGGCGCGUACAGAGUGCGAUGUUGCAGAAUCCUGUUGGAAUGUCCAAGGUCUGCGGACAAAAUGUUUGCGUGCCCAAGGCUUUAAUACACCCUUCAGAAUAUUUACGCGAUAAUAUUCGCCAUUUAUUCUGAUGCCACGGUCGAUAAAUACGAGAGGAGAGUGACCUUCGGCUGUUAUGGCGGCCCACACCAUCACCAUGGCCGGGGCUUGAGUUCUGGUGGCCAACCGAAGGUGGCCAUUUACAGCUGACCUCUUUGCCAAGUAAAUACGAUCAUUGUGUUUGUUUAGAAACUUCUGGACAACAAAUGUCUUCUCAUUGGAGAAAACCAAAUUCGGCAGUUCACCACUUUCGGCCAAGCGAAGUAACUCUUUAGCUCUUUUAAGUCUAUUUUCUUUCUGUUGCGGUUUAAGUUCUUGCCCUUUUUGGAAUUUCAAUGGAUUUACCCCGAGCUCAUUUUUCAAUAUUUGCCGAAUGGAGUAUUGCGAUAUGUUCAGCUCACGAGCCAUUUUUUGGCCACUGCGGCGCGGGUCUCUUACAAGCCGCUUUUUUACUUUUCGAACCAUUUCUGGUGAUGUUGCUGUUUUCUUCCGUCCACUUCCUUGACGUCCGGGCUACGAUACCAGUAUUACGGUAAUCACGAGCGAUGGUACGAGACACAAAAGAUUUAUUCACAUUUAAAUGCUGGAGUGCUGUAACGAUAGCCACUUGUGCUGUAACGAUAGCCAAAAUGCUUUUGUACGCUUGUAAACAAACUUCAGUAUAUAGGCGCUAUUAAAAUGUCUCUAUCAUUAGAAGACACCCAGGAGAGAAAAAUACAAAAAUAUCUUCAAUUUUAAGUAGGUCUCUUGAAGAUCUUCCUACUUUAGAAGAAAAAAUAUUUUUUAAAGGUUCUUAAUGUAUUGAAGAACUUUGUCCAAUAUAUAAAGUCAUUCAUAUGUAUAGAAAACAUACAAAACAACUUCCGUCUAGGACCAACGGCUAGGAGAAGACCUUUGACCGAGGGCUUUUUGUCAAUAGAAGAUUUUGAAAUAGGCUUUAGAAUUUAUAAAAUAAUUUUAUUUUAUCUCACCAUUUUUGGACCGAUGUCUUUGAAUUAAUUUUAUGAUCCUCUUAAAUACAUAAAUAUCUCCUGUAUAUAUGAGUACAUAUAAAUAUAUUAUGUCUGCAGCAAACUCUUCGUGCAUACAGAUCUCAAAAAAUAUCAUAGAAUACCAGGAAAAAGCCUCCUAUCUGUAGACAAAUUAAAAAAAGCUUUUUAGUUUUGAAUGAGAAAGAUCUUAAUCUCAUAGUAGCAUAUAGGAGAACGACCCCUCUUCUAUUUGAGUGAAUUCAAAUGAAUAUCCUUUAGCUAAUUUUAAACUCUGAGGGGGUUUCCAUUUAUUUUUAGACCAUUGACUUUUUUUCAACAUUUUUAGACAAGACCCAUUUUCAUUCAAUUAAGAAAAUAGCGAACGACAAAGGUUAGAUAUAUAUGGCGUAAAGGAGGGUAUACAGUGAUUUCAACCAUUCCCACAAACACACAUAUACACAAAAAUAUCAAUUAUAUACACCUGACAUUUCAAUAAUUUUGUGAUUUAUUUUAUUCUUAUAUACAUACAUACAUAUAUAUAUAUUUAUAUACAUAGUUUUUCAACAAUCUGUGUUUUAAUCGUGGUUGUCUCUUUGACAUUAGUUUAAUUUAUUUUAUUUAAGAAAUAUACAAGUGUAUACAGAUUUACAAGUAAAACUUUUAUUUUUGUUUAUAGAUUUAUAGAAUUAUAAGAUUAUUAAUAUUAAUUUUAUUAUUUGUUUUUAUUUAUACCUUGGUGCUUUGUAAAACAGUUGGAUCUCUUCGUUUCGUAGUUACUAUGACACACUAGUAAGUUUGUGUGUUGUUUUAUACCCACCGCCAUAUGGCCAUAUGGCUACACAGAGUAUAUAUCAUUUGAUACGGCCAGAAAGUGCCUCAUCGAAAUAGUGGUUUUAGACCCCAGGUAUCUUCAGAUCAAAUUCGUUUCAGGACAUUUGGAGUCGAUCUAGCAAUGUCCGUCCAUUCGUCUGUCUGGCUGGUACGCACGAUAACUCUCGAAGCGAGUAUCCGAUUUGGUCCAAACUUGGUACAUCGUAAUAUUAAUAUCAAACUCAGAUCGAGUUCUGAGAUGAGCAAUCUUUCUGGUACCUCCCCACAAAAGUUCGAAAUUUAAAAAAAAUAUAUUUUACUGCACAGAAAGGGAAGGGAUACUCCGAUUUUGCUUCAACUUUGCAAAUCCAAAUAUUUGCAUCAAUAGGUCAGGUGCGAAAAUGGACAAUAUCGGUCCACUUUUUUAAGUACCUCCCCCACAAACGGUCAACAUUUUAAAUAAUUACAACUCUUAUAAAAUGUGAUGUAAGAGUCCGAUUGUCUUCAAAUUUCACACAUCCAAAUAUUUUUAUCAACCCAAAGUCUGGUGUUAAGAUGGAAUAUAUGGGUCAAUUUCUUCUGGUACCUCCCACACAAACGGUCGAUUUUUUUUUUUAAAAAAUAUUUUUUG
Molecule: messenger RNA, 5914 nt
Organism: Musca domestica (house fly)
Lineage: Eukaryota; Metazoa; Arthropoda; Insecta; Diptera; Muscidae
Product: WD repeat-containing protein CG11141
Exons: 5
Coding region: 157-2400 (747 amino acids)
Molecular function (GO): protein binding
Source: RefSeq, a predicted model, not a curated record